Molecule: messenger RNA, 1041 nt
Organism: Aricia agestis (brown argus)
Lineage: Eukaryota; Metazoa; Arthropoda; Insecta; Lepidoptera; Lycaenidae
Product: probable 18S rRNA (guanine-N(7))-methyltransferase
Exons: 6
Coding region: 145-975 (276 amino acids)
Biological process (GO): rRNA (guanine-N7)-methylation
Cellular component (GO): nucleolus
Molecular function (GO): rRNA (guanine) methyltransferase activity
Source: RefSeq, a predicted model, not a curated record
CCUGAAGAAGUUAUUGACAACAAGCAUGGCUGAUGGCAUGGUAAAAUAAAAAUAAAUAAAAAAUUAGCUGUAAAUUCGAGAUAUUAAUUACAGAUAAACUUCAUUAAACAAGAAGAAAGGAAAUAUAAUUUCAGGCUUCUUAAAAUGUCCAAGAGACCAGAACAUCAAGCGCCACCAGAAGUUUUCUACAAUGAAGAUGAGGCACGUAAAUACACCCAAAAUUCUCGGAUAAUUGAUAUUCAGGCACAAAUGACAGAAAGAUGCAUCGAAUUACUAUUGCUGCCUGGAGACCAACCUUGCCUAUUGAUAGACAUUGGAUGUGGGUCAGGCUUAUCUGGAGCAGUUUUGGAAGAAAAUGGACACAUGUGGAUUGGGAUGGAUAUUUCCCCAGCUAUGCUAGAUGUGGCUAGGGAAAGAGAAACAGAGGGGGAUCUUAUCUUAGGAGACAUGGGACAAGGCAUACCAUUCAAACCAGGCAGUUUUGAUGGUGCAGUCUCCGUGUCAGCCAUCCAGUGGUUAUUCAAUGCAGAUAAAAAGUCACACAAUCCCGUGAAAAGAUUGUACACAUUCUUCAGUACAUUAUAUGCUGCUCUGUCAAGAUCAGCAAGAGCUGUAUUCCAGUUUUAUCCAGAAAAUGAAAGUCAACUUGAGCUGCUGACCUCACAAGCUAUGAAAGCUGGAUUCUAUGGAGGUGUUGUGGUAGACUACCCGAAUUCAGCUAAAGCAAAAAAGUUCUUCCUCGUUCUUAUGACUGGCGGUUCAGCUCCAUUACCACAGGCUUUAGGUACUGAUGAACAAGACAAUAACUUACAAAUCAAAUAUGCUAGAAGGGAAGCGUCUAAAAAUGCCAGAGGAAAGCCACUAAAAAAUACUAGAGCGUGGCUCUUAGAAAAGAAGGAAAGAAGAAGAAAACAAGGAAAAGAGACAAAGCCAGAUACAAAGUAUACAGGGAGAAAGAGAUCUGGGAGAUUUUGAUUUGUGUAGACCAUAACUUGUACAUAAAACUAUUACUUUGGUAUUAAACAUCUAUAUUUAAAUAUA